Molecule: messenger RNA, 2065 nt
Organism: Portunus trituberculatus (swimming crab)
Lineage: Eukaryota; Metazoa; Arthropoda; Malacostraca; Decapoda; Portunidae
Product: UTP--glucose-1-phosphate uridylyltransferase-like
Exons: 12
Coding region: 129-1655 (508 amino acids)
Biological process (GO): glycogen metabolic process; UDP-alpha-D-glucose metabolic process
Cellular component (GO): cytoplasm
Molecular function (GO): UTP:glucose-1-phosphate uridylyltransferase activity
Source: RefSeq, a predicted model, not a curated record
UGUGUGUGUUGGCAACAGUGGUGCAUCAGCUGGCCAGUGGAGACACACUAUAGCGUCCUUCAAGGGAGCUACGGGAGGGUGUCUUGUAUCCUUCAGGACCUGCCACGGCCUCUACCUCCGCCGCUGCCAUGGACUCCACAACAAACAAACGCCGGGUGUUUGGGCACCAGCGAUCCCCCUCGAUGGAGUUCAAGGAGCUCACCAAGAAGGAUGCACAGGUUCAGCUCACCCAUGAACUGCAGAAGCUGAGCACCACGUGUCCACAGCCCAUGAGGGAGAGUGUGCAGCUGGACUUUGAUGGGUUCGAAAAGCUCUUCAGUCGCUUCAUCAAUGAGUCAGGGCCGUCCGUUGAGUGGGACAGGAUCCAGAAACUCCCCGAGGCUGCUGUGACGUAUUACUCCGAGCUUCACCCGCCAGAGGGAAGCACCAUAAAGGAGCUCCUCAACAAGCUGGUGGUGGUGAAGCUCAAUGGUGGCCUGGGAACCUCCAUGGGGUGUCAGGGGCCCAAGUCCAUCAUUCCCGUACGAUCUGAACUGACCUUCCUCGACUUGACUGUCCAGCAGAUUGAGCAUCUGAACAAGACCUAUGGCUGCACUGUCCCUCUGGUGCUAAUGAACUCCUUCAACACUGAUGAAGACACCCAGAAGGUCAUCCGCAAGUACCAAGGCUUCCAGGUUAAGACAUACACAUUCAACCAAUCCCGGUAUCCUCGCAUCAACAAGGAGUCGCUCAUGCCCAUCGCCAAGACUGCAGGGAAUGACUUUGAUCUUGAAGCGUGGUACCCUCCUGGUCACGGUGACUUCUACCAGUCUUUCAAGAACUCAGGUCUCCUUCAGGAAUUUCUCAAUCAGGGGAAGGAAUAUGUGUUCAUCAGCAAUAUUGACAAUCUUGGGGCGACAGUGGACCUUCGCAUCUUGAGCUUCCUGCUGCAGGGAGACAACUCUAACAAGUGUGAAUUCUUGAUGGAGGUGACAGACAAGACUAGAGCUGAUGUUAAGGGAGGUACGCUCAUUCAAUAUGAAGAGAAACUGAGGCUGCUUGAGAUCGCACAAGUACCCAAAGAACACGUAGAUGACUUUAAAUCCGUUAAGACAUUCAAGAUCUUCAACACCAAUAACUUGUGGAUCAGCUUGAAGGCAAUGAGUCAGAUCCUGGACGAGGGCACGAUGGACAUGGAGGUGAUCAUCAACCACAAACACCUGGACAACGGGCUCAACAUCAUCCAGCUGGAGCAAGCCGUCGGUGCUGCCGUCAAGUCAUUCAACGGAGCCGUGGGUAUUAAUGUGCCACGAUCAAGGUUCCUGCCGGUGAAGAAGACUGAUGACCUCCUGCUGGUGAUGAGUAACCUGUACCGCCUCCAGCAGGGUUCCCUCGUUAUGUCUCCGCUGCGCAUGUUUGAAACCACACCUCUCGUCAAGCUUGGACCUAAUCACUUCGGCCGUGUCAAGGAAUUCUUGCGUCGGUUUGCCUCCAUCCCAGACAUGCUAGAACUGGAUCACCUCACUGUGUCUGGAGAUGUCACGUUUGGGAAAGGGGUCAGCCUCAAGGGUACAGUCAUCAUCAUUGCUAACCACGGUGACCGGAUAGACAUUCCUCCCGGCGCCAUCCUGGAGAACAAGAUUGUGUCCGGCAACCUUAGGAUCCUUGACCACUAGACACUGUUAGGUCCUCCUCCCCACCUAUCCAAUCCUCCCCCACUCACCUGAGAUGCGUUACCUGGCCGAGGUACGUUGACGACACCAGUGUAUUGUUGAGAAUUGAUUGUUUUGUAUUAAGUUUAUGGUUGAAGUAUAUAUAACACAGUCUGUAAAAAAGAGUCUACCUGUCUAUCUCUGUCCAUAGAACCAUAGUUAAGUCUCUCCUUUCUUUUGUCACUGCCAUUUUUCUGCCACGGCACUCACACAAACCCAGUGCCAAAAGGGUUACAAAGAUGGUCGGUCACGUUGAAGUCUUGUGAGUCCACUUCCUCUAGUCAGGCGCUCGGCAUGCUCUAUAUUUCUAUCCUUAAGGAGGCUAAGCUUGUAGAGGAACCUAAAGAGAAUAAAAUGCAGCUGCAACUUUGGAA